Messenger RNA from Arachis duranensis, 1008 nucleotides. RefSeq names its product serine carboxypeptidase-like 18. Gene Ontology annotation, molecular function: serine-type carboxypeptidase activity; acyltransferase activity, transferring groups other than amino-acyl groups. The record is from RefSeq and is a predicted model, not a curated record. Gene Ontology annotation, biological process: proteolysis; secondary metabolic process. Lineage: Eukaryota; Viridiplantae; Streptophyta; Magnoliopsida; Fabales; Fabaceae.
GAAAUGAAAGAGGUCUCGAACCCCGGAUAAAUCUCCAGGGAUAUAUACUAGGAAACCCACUAACAUCAGGAUUAGAAGAUAAUGAUCGGAUCCCAUAUGUUCACGGAAUGGGGCUUAUUUCUGAUGAACUCUACAGGUCCUUGAAAAGAACUUGUCAUGGCAACAUUAUAAAUGUGGAUUCUACAAACAAAUUGUGUCUAAAUGACAUACAGUACUAUCAUGAGCUUCUUGAAAAUAUUGAGUUGUACAACAUUUUGGAGAUAUAUUGUGUUGAUGAGAAUAUCAAAGGAACAAGACGGAACCCAAGGAGAUCUCUGGCUCAGAAGAUAAAGGCACCUUUGAGUUCUCCGGUCACAGUGCCGGAUAUGCGCUGCCAAAUUUAUGGUUUCUUCCUUGGUACGGAAUGGAUGAAUGACCCUGCUGUCCGUAAGGCACUGCAUAUUCGCGAGGGAACUAUAGGGAAAUGGAACCGGUGCUAUAGUGACGAUUAUGUAUUUGACAUCCGUAGCAGCGUUCCGUUUCAUGCGAAUCUAAGUGCAAAAGGCUACCCUUCCUUGAUAUACAGUGGGGAUCACGAUGCAGUAGUUCCUUUCUCGUCGACUCAACGAUGGAUAAGGUCUCUAAAUUACUCCAUUGUAGAUGAUUGGAGGCCAUGGUAUUUAAAUGACCAAGUUGCAGGAUACACGAGGACUUACUCGAAUCAAAUGACAUUUGCAACUAUAAGAGGUGCAGGGCAUACAGCUCCAGAGACCAAGCCGGACGAAGGUUUUGCAAUGUUCGUUAGGUGGAUAUCUAAUAAGCCUCUUUAGCUUAGCCACACAGAUGCAAGAAAUCUUGGUUACACAUUGAAUUCUGAUUAGUCAUUAGUCAAUAUUAGUCUGAGAUAAGUUCGAAUUGUUCUACAAAUUGUUUUUAAGUUUAUCAAUUGCGAAUUUGCGAAAAAUAUUUCGUGGACUAAGUGAACCACGCCCAUUUAUUCGAAGAUCUAAAAUUUUGUUCCUUGCUCUC